Prorocentrum cordatum is the source of this 2319-nucleotide messenger RNA. The record is from the annotation of a GenBank genome assembly. NCBI's taxonomy places the organism in Eukaryota, Dinophyceae, Prorocentrales, Prorocentraceae.
GUUAAGACCGACGCUUGUGCCAGCGCGCGGGCGGCUCCUGGCAUUGGCGGGCGCUGGAGGCGCUGCGAGGGCGACAGCGAGUGCAAGAUGGCUGGCGGCGCGCCGCGGGCCAAGGGUGCUGUGCGGCAGGACUGGACGUGCAAGUCCUGCGCCAGCAAGAGAGGGCGAGCGGCCGUCAACUGGGGGACGGCGCUCAAGUGUCAGGGCUGCAGGCUGCCCACGGCCACGUGCUUCGGGGCGAACGUUCCGCUCCCGGCAGCGGCCCGGUCGAAGUCGAAGUCGAAGUCGGGUGCGGCGCUUGGCGGUGGCAGCGGCAAGGCACAGCGCGAACUUGCGGACCUCAAGAAGCAGCUCAAGGCCAGUGGGCCCGCCAGCGCUGGCGGGCCGCUCGGCGGGGCGCAAGCCAUGGAGGCCGACGUCGGCGAGGGCGUUGGUGCUGGCGACGCGGCGGUGCCCGCCGAGGUCCACUUGUGCGAGUCGGGCCUGCGCGCCAUCAAGGAUCAGACGGCGGACUGGGCCGCGGCACCGCGGGAGGAGCUGCGCGCCAGGUUGGGGAAUGCCAAGGUGCAUGCAGACCUCUUGGAGCAGCGGGUGGCGCUGCAGGCCGAGCUGGUGCAGCUGCAGCAGCAGGCGCCCCAGGCUACACCGCCGCGGCCGGCGGGCCAGGCCAUGGCGCAGGACGUCAUCGGUGGGCUCGGCAUCACGGUGGGCGAGCUGGAGGCCGUCGUGCUGCAGCUGCUGUUGGCCCACCCGAACGAGGAGCAGCCAGUGCCAGUGGAGGCGCAGAAGCGCAUGGCAGGCGCGCUGGGCGUGCGCAUUGCGGAGUUGUGCAUGUCCAAGCGGGCGCGGCGCGCGGAGGCCCCCGCCGAGGAGCAGGCCAGCGCCAGCCAGAACCUCGCCAGCACCGCAGGGGAGGAAGCAGUGCCUGGACGCGGCAGCGGCUCAGCCGUCGCGCCGCGCUGGCAGCCUGAGGGGGAGUUGGUGGAGCAGCUCCAGCAGCGGCUGCGGAAGCAUGGCCUGGAGCUCGAAGGCGGCGAGGGCAGCAUUUUCGCAGCGAGCGUGAUGGCGGGGGGGUCCCUGGCGCCGCGCGUCGGUGGCAUCUGCGAGCGGGCAGAGGCCGCGGCCCUCCUGGUCCAGCAGCAUCACGCCAGAGACAGCGACAGGCCGGCUGCCUUGCACCAGGCCGGCCUGGACCACGGGUACGCGGGGUUGUGGGCGCCAGCGGUCCAGGGGCCCCGCGGCGAGGGAGCCCCGCGCUGCUGGCCGCGCGUCUGGUGGCCGCCCAUGUGCACUGGGAAGUGGCGGGCGGGUUCGUCGCCAUUUCUGCAUAUUUCCCACGGCGUUGUGGGGUGGAGCGCGGACAGCCAGCACGUGGCGGCCGUUCUCAUGAAGUACUUGGCGAAGCUCAGCGCAGCUGGGAUCGACUGGGCCGAGGGCGGUGGCUUCAACAUGGGGCCCGAGAAGUGGAUCCUUCUGAAGCAGCUCCGCGGGGUCCGUGGACUGUGGGCGGCGGCAGAGGAAGCCGCCUGCAGGCCGCGUGCUGGGGCCUGGUCGACGCUGGACGACUUCCGUUUUGCAGCUUACGUUGCUCCGAGGCUUGGCAGGCCGCGGGUCGACGAGCACGGCGAGACGAAGCCGCACCUGCCCGUCGCAAUGGAGACGUGCGCGCAGGACCUUCCGAUGCAGGUGCGGGUGGUGAGGGGGCCGCGGCCGAUCGGCCCUGCGCCGCCCGUGGGCUGCAGCCGCGGCGUCGGGGACUGGCGCAGGCCCUUGGCCAAGGUGUGCGCAGCCGUCAGCCGAGAGCACCUCCCCGAGGCAUGGGGCGCCGUGGUGGCCACAGUCGAGCAGAAGCUCCUGGGCCGCUACGACGUUGUCGGGUAUGACAGGACCAAGUGCGUCGGCAGGCGGGCUCGGCACCUGAUGGAGGUCGGGGCGUACGUCGCCAAAGCGGUCCGACAACUCCACGGCGCCAGCCUCCUCUGCCCGCUGUUCAAGGCCCAGUCUGACAAGCUGGCGGGAUUCCUGAUGGAGGCGGCGGCGUUUCUCGGCAAGAUCAUCGCCAGCCUUGCACGCUGUCGCCCCUGCCGCACUGGGUGCAGGUUCGCGGGGUACGCUAACGGUGAGUAUGAAGCGGCCCUCGCGGCGCAGCGGAAGGAGUGGGUCACGUGGGCCAACGAGUCAUUGUCCCACGGAGCUGGCCGCGCCCAUCGGUGCUCCAAGUUCAGGGGCUUGCAGGGGGUGGGCACUGCCUGGCAUAGCCAGCAGCAGGACGCGAGCCCGCACCUGGCGUGCGAUCGGGAGAUGCAGCCGCGGGCAUAG